CUGUGAGCUUCACACGAGGACUUUAAACCGGGUCCGGGAGAUAGAAGUUGGACUUUGACUCAGGAGUCGACUUAUAAAGUGGAGGAGAGGGAAGAAGGGGCUUAUUUUUACCACACAGAGAAGAAGAGAGCGAGGUCAUGGCCAUGUGGAGGACAGCAGCAGCACUCCUGCUCUUACUACAUACUGUGUUCGGGCAGAGCACCAUCAGGUGGUGCACCAUCACUGAUGCAGAGCAGAAGAAAUGUCAGGCCAUGUCUCAGGCAUUCACCGAAGUCUCCAUCCGUCCGUCCCUCAGCUGCGUCAACGGACAGACAGUGGAGGGCUGCGUUCAGAAACUACAGAAAAAAGAAGCAGACACCUUGUCCAUGUUCGGCCGUGACAUCUACAACCUGGGGAAGACGGCUUCACUCAAGAUGGCUGCCAGUGAAUCAAAAGAUGAUGGAACCGGUGCCUCCUACUAUGCAGUAGCUGUUGUUAAGAAAACAAAUUCUGCUAUCAACAUCAACAACCUGGCAGGAACGAAGAGCUGCCACACCGGGAAAGGCCGAACAGCCGGCUGGAAUAUGCCUUUAGGAUACUUCAUAGACCAGGGCUACAUGUCUGUGAUGGGCUGCAACAUCCCACAGGGUGUGGCAAAUUUCUUCAAUGCUAGCUGUGUCCCUGGAGCCGCUGAGGUUGACCCUGCGUCUUUGUGUCAGCUGUGUAAAGGAGACGGCAAAGGAGCACACGUAUGUGAGAUGAGCGACAAAGAGAUGUACUACAGUUAUGAAGGAGCUUUCAGGUGUCUGGCUGAGGAUGCAGGAGAGGUGGCUUUCAUCAAACACACGACUGUCGAGGAGAACACUGACGGCCAUGGUCCACCCUGGGCUCAAUCACUGCAGUCAGCAAACUAUCAGCUGUUGUGCCGUGACGGCUCCAGAGCUCCUGUCUCUCAGUGGAAAACGUGCCAUCUCGUCCGCGUCCCAUUUCGUGGGAUUGCAGUCGGCAGUCACAUCAGCCCCUCCGUGGUGUUCGGCAUGCUCACUGAGGGCCUGGAAAAAUCAAAGUUCAACAUGUUUUCUUCUGACAUGUUUGGAGGACAAAACUUGCUUUUCUCCGAUUCAUCCGUCACGUUUCAAAAAGCUGAGUCAGACGACCCCCAGAAAUGGAUGGGACCUUUCUAUUACAGUGCAAUGAAAGCCAUGGACUGUAAAACUGAAGAUGUCCUGCGCUGGUGUGUUUUGUCAAGCGGUGAGCAGCAGAAGUGUGGUGACAUGGGCGCAGCCUUCUCAAGGAAAGGUCUGACCCCAGACGUCAAGUGUAUCUACGGGGACUCUGUGACUGACUGCAUGGAGAAAAUCAAGAACAACGAGGCGGAUGCCGUCACUCUGGAUGGAGGUUACAUCUAUACGGCUGGCAAAGAGUACGGCUUGGUCCCAGCUACAGCAGAGAGCUACACAGACGACCGCGAUGGUUCCAUUUAUUAUGCAGUCGCGGUGGUGAGAAAGAGUAGCACUGACAUCCGCAACCUUGAUGACCUGCGUGGCCGCCGCUCCUGUCACACCGGGUACGGUCGCACAGCUGGCUGGAACGUUCCCUCAGCGAUGCUGAUAGAGAGAGGCCUGAUCGCCCCCAAGCAAUGUCAGAUACCACAAGCGGUGGGAGGGUUCUUCAAGCAGAGCUGUGUACCAGGCGCCAACCAACCUGGUUUCCCUGACAGCCUUUGUGGUCUGUGUGUGGGAGACGAUGUAGGACAGAACAAGUGUGAGAAAGGCAAAGAUCUGUACGAUGGAUACAACGGUGCCUUCAGGUGUCUGGCGAGCGGGGCUGGAGACGUGGCUUUUGUAAAGCAUUCGACUGUUUUCCAAAACACAGACGGUAACUCUGCUGAAUCGUGGACAACAGAUCUCCUGUCUACAGAUUUUCAGCUGCUUUGUUCUCAGAGCUCUAAAGCUGAGGUGACACAGUACAGACACUGUCACCUGGCCAGAGUCCCCUCCCACGCUGUGAUGGUUCGGCCCGACACCAACAUCCACGCCGUCUACGGACUCCUGGACCGUGCACAGGCAUAUUUCAGCAGUGAUACUGGAACAGAUUUCAGGAUGUUUGACUCGCAGAACUACAAGGGCACAGAUCUCAUCUUCAAAGACUCCACUGUCCGUCUUGUGGGAGUUGGUGACAGAAAGACCUACCAGGAGUGGCUGGGACAGGGCUACAUGGACUCUCUGGUGAAGCUGGAGUGUAAUUCAUCAAGUGCAGUGAUGUCCUCUGUAUGGCUGCUGCUGAUGGCCCUGUUCAGCACCAUGCUCGCCAACCUCUGGAUGUAAAAGCAGAGCAAAGCUCUCCUCCUAAUUUUCCUGCGUCACCAUUUUUUUUCUUUCCUCACGUCUUCCCUUCUGUCCCCCUUUUUGUUCUUCUCCAAGUUUGACACAACAAUCGUUAUAUUUUCACCAUCUUGUCUGCAUUAUAAUCAAACCCCACUCCUUCUCUUCAAGUAUUUUCAUCCUCAAGAUUGUAUAAUUUUACCUGAUUGAGUGUCAUUUUAAUCUAAGGGAGGAUAUCGUGUUGUUGGAACUGCCUUUGGAUUUCAUCUGCGGUCGUUUUUUUUUGUUUUAGAUGUAACUCAAGCACGAGGUCUCCUGGAGACUUUCACUCAGAGUGAAUGUGAUGAGAGGAGAAGGUGUUGCUGCCACUUUGUUUACUGAAGGUGAGCUGCCAUAUCAGUGUGUAUGCUGCCACCUGUUACAUUGCGUUAAGUGUGCAACACAUCCCUUUUUCCUUCAGAAGCCAGCUUUACAAAGAACAGACAAUCUGACUUUCCCAAACUCGCUAGAGACACAAAACACGCGUUAAGUUGAUCAAAUGUAAGUGAAUAGACAACUUAGUGAAAUAUGAUUAAAAACAACUCCAUAGGUCAACCUUAAAUCUGCUUCCUUGCACAAAAACCACUAAACCCCUCCCCCCCUUAAAAUGCAAUCUUAUAGUUCUCCUCGUCGUCACAUUAAAGAGUUCAUGGAUUCUUAUCCACUCCAGAUCCACUUUUCUCAUUUUCUAGUCAGAUUGCUGUUCUGUUCUGUUCUGCUGCCUCUUGCUCUGUGAGUAUUACUAAGAAAUACGGCCCUGCUUCGGUUUGGGUCGUGUUUCUACUAUAAGCUUAUGCCAUAUCAGUGAAUAUGCACUAGUGUUACCUCCACACAGAGCUGUGCUGAGGAUGUUGUGAUGAUGAGUGACUGAGUGUUUGUCCAUAGGCUGUCUGCUUCAUGUAUUCUCCCCAAAGUACCUAAAAGUGAAAUAGAUCAAUAAGUAAAUACACACAGUUUGUCAUGUUGGAUGGGUAGUCGUACCUCCCACCUGGAGCCACUUUGCUCCCAUCUUUGUAAGCUUUUCAUUUGGACGCAAGUGGAGUGAGACACUCUGACAACGUGUUUGGGGAGAACAUAAAGAAAGCAUCCUGUGGUUUUUACAGAAGAGAGUGGAUGAGUUUGUGUUUGUCUUGAAGGUUGAAGUCAAAGAGAAGUCUGUGUCAGUUAAAGAAAAGACAACAAAUGAACACGGCGGCCAUUGUUUUCUGACGUCACACUCAGGUUGUGAAGCUCAUGCUGUUAAAAUAGUUUUAAAAACAUUAAAGGCACCAACUUAAACGUGAAAACCCUGAAGAACAUCGUCCAGAUUUAAAGGCUAAACAACACAAAUCUGCCAACGGGGCGAACUCCUUUUUUUAUCCAUUGGGUUCAAAUGAGAUGUACUCGCUCACUUAGAUACAGACAUCUCAUUUCAUACACUCAACAAGUACAUUUUUUAUAUCUAGGAAGACGAUUUGUAUCUAGACUUGUCAGCUGAACGUGGCUUUAAAUAAGCGUAAUGAGAUAUUUUAACUAGAAAUAAGACAAAUACACGCUUUGAUUUGAGUUUUUGCAGAGCAGGAAGUCAUAGAUUGCUAACUUUAUCUGUUUUCUUACACUAAGUUGUGGGAGAACAAAUAUUUUGUUUAUAGUCAAACCAGUCCUCCAUGUCCCUCCAGGAUUUCACGAUCCAUUUUCACUUCCAGGUUGAAAAUGAUUUGACAGAUUGCUGACAUUUGCAUUGCUGAAAACCUGAACCACAGCAGUAUGACACUUUAAUUCAAGCUUCCCAGCUUUGGUGCAACGUCAGAGGGUAAUCGCUUCCUUUGAAUACGAUGAAUAUGUAAUGUAAUUUUAACUUUUACAUGAAAAAAGCCUGUUCGACUUGAGAUUUGAUUGAUUUACAGUGACACAAAAAUGAUUAUCAAGGAGUUAAAGUUGAAUGAAAUACCAGAAGACCUGCUGUGAUGUAACCCAAACUCACUCCAGAUGUGUUUACUACCCGAUGCUCAUGUUAUCUACUGUACUUCUGCUGCUUUCCUGUUUAAAAAGCGUUGAUUUGGAUGUGUAUGUUCCUAUGUUGAGAGAUUUAUUUUUAUAUGAAGUUCAGAUGCCAUAUCAGUGUAUAUGUACUGACUCAUGCUGUCAGAAACAAAUGCCUUCUCUUUCCUCCUGAUAGAGAUCUAUUUCUUUGUGAAAUGAUGUAUCAUGUAACUAAUAUUUAGUUGCCAGGCCAGUGCGUCUGCACGAGUAUUGCUACAGAAAGCUGGUUUCAGUGCUCAAAUGAAAUAAAGCUUUAAUACUGCAAAGUGUGA
Molecule: messenger RNA, 4636 nt
Organism: Labrus bergylta (ballan wrasse)
Lineage: Eukaryota; Metazoa; Chordata; Actinopteri; Labriformes; Labridae
Gene: meltf
Product: melanotransferrin
Biological process (GO): iron ion transport
Cellular component (GO): recycling endosome; extracellular region; early endosome
Source: RefSeq, a predicted model, not a curated record